Molecule: messenger RNA, 565 nt
Organism: Nematolebias whitei (Rio pearlfish)
Lineage: Eukaryota; Metazoa; Chordata; Actinopteri; Cyprinodontiformes; Rivulidae
Gene: dck
Product: deoxycytidine kinase
Biological process (GO): nucleobase-containing compound metabolic process
Cellular component (GO): cytoplasm; mitochondrion
Molecular function (GO): deoxycytidine kinase activity; ATP binding
Source: RefSeq, a predicted model, not a curated record
GUUUUAGGAGUUGAGCACGUCUCAGAGGAGUGGAGGCAACGUACUGCAGAUGAUGUAUGAGAAGCCAGAGAGAUGGGCCUACACCUUCCAGAGCUACGCCUGCAUCAGCCGGAUCCGAGCCCAGACCAGAUGGAGCCGCAGGAAGCUCGCCACGGCAGAGGACCCCGUGCAGUUCUUCGAGCGCUCCGUGUACAGCGACAGGUACAUCUUUGCUUCCAACCUUUACGAGAGCGAGUGUCUGAACGAGACGGAAUGGUCCGUGUACCAGGACAUGCACAGCUGGCUCCACAACCAGUUCGGCCAGCACCUGGAGCUGGACGGUGUUAUUUACCUGAGAGCUUCACCAGAGAAAUGUUUGGAAAGGUUACACCUGAGAGGGAGACCGGAGGAGCAGCACAUCCCACUGGAGUACCUGGAGAAGCUCCACUUUAAGCACGAGAGCUGGCUGCAGCACAAGAAGAUGGCUAUGGAGUUUGAGUACCUGCGUGACGUGCCUGUGCUGACCAUGGAUGUGAACCAAGACUUCAGCACGAACAACAUGAACCGCUCUCACAUGAUGGACAAG